Molecule: messenger RNA, 6756 nt
Organism: Pieris rapae (cabbage white)
Lineage: Eukaryota; Metazoa; Arthropoda; Insecta; Lepidoptera; Pieridae
Gene: eIF2Bbeta
Exons: 25
Coding region: 109-2973 (954 amino acids)
Biological process (GO): translational initiation
Cellular component (GO): eukaryotic translation initiation factor 2B complex
Molecular function (GO): guanyl-nucleotide exchange factor activity; translation initiation factor activity
Source: RefSeq, a predicted model, not a curated record
AUUGAAUAAGUUAGGUUAUGUUAUGACUUAUGAAUCGAAUUAUUGUCAAGAAAAAGUUAAAAUAUUGACCUCAAAAAAGUUAAAGAAAUUUAAUUAACUACUAUCAAUAUGCCACCCCAAGAAUGUAAUUCACCAGAUUUGGAUGAAAAGAGUAUUGAAAACAUUGUAAAAUUUGUAUCUGAUAUAAGGACAGGCAAGCUACAAGGAUCUAAUAAGAUUGCUGUAGCCACAGUUUCCCUUCUAGAGCAGAUUAUCACAGAUGCAUCAAAUACUAGUGCGUUAUUGCUUGUUAACGCAGUACGGGGUACUGGGCGUCUCAUAACAAAGGCACUGCCGCAGGAGCUCAUUGCUGCAAAUAUGGUGCGUCGCGUAUUGCGAGCGAUACGAGACGAGCAGAGAGCCUUGGCCAAUCAGAGUAGUGAAUACUCAGGUGAUUCACUACAGCGUUUGGUACUAGCAGCACCAAGUCGCAGGGCGACUUUACCUUCUAAUCACGACCUGAGGGAGCCUAUACGAGAUCAUAUAGCCGAGCUUCUUGGAGAAUUGGAAGCGAGUAGAUCCUCAAUAUGUGGACAAGCAAAGGAACACAUACAUGCAGAUGAAGUGAUAUUGACAUAUGGAGCAAGCAGUUUAGUUGAAAAAUUUCUUAAAUCAUCAGGAACCAAUAAAAUGAAGAUAUUGCUUGUUGAGGGACCGAAGCAUGCAGAGAGUGCCGCAAUGGCAGUCAGGUUAAGUACGCAGGGUCUUAAUGUGACCCUUGUCAAUGGUGCUGCUGUUGGAGCCCUAAUGCCAAGAGUGAAUAAGGUUGUCAUAGGUGUCCGAAGUACCCUAGCUGGAGGUGCUGUUUUGGGUGAUGGUGGACUUCUAGCUGUGACCACAGCUGCUAAACAUUACAGUGUGCCUGUGAUAGCACUGUCACCUCUAUACAAACUGUCACCACUGCACUCGUGUGACCACACCCACUUCAACGCCCUUUCGCCUCCGUACACCGCGCUUCCGUAUAUGAGUGGUGAGAGUGCUGUGGCUCAGGUAUUCGCGCCCAUGUGCGAUUGCGUCCCGCCAGACCACGUGAAUCUAUUUAUCACCAAUUUAGGUGGAAGUUCGCCGUCAUACAUCUACCGUUUGCUCUCGGAAUUGUAUGACCCCAAUGAUUAUCAAAGAUCGUUGGAUAGCGUGGCAUCGCCCGCAGCUUCGGCGCAGAUCGAUAAAUUUGGUACCUAUGGCGCAAGCAGAAUGAGUCAAGGGGGUUCUCGUCGGCCCUACUCACGCGGUGGCCCGCGUUGGCACCCUCGUUACAAGGACUAUUGGGACUACGAGCAGAGUUAUAGCGAUGCAAGCAGUGCGGGUAGUCCGAAAGAGGCAUGCGUGGCCAACUCUCCACCACCACACCAGCAUCCCGCCCCAGCCAAAAGGCAGCAGCACCAUCCGCACCCACAUCACGAUCAGAGGCGACUUAGCGUUGAGGUGCGCGUGAGUCCCGGCGCAGCUGGUACGUCGGCCGAGUCUCCACACAUUCACCAUCCGCCUCAUCAUCCGCCUCAUCAUCAGCCUCACCAUCAUCAUAAUAUGGACACGAAUCCCCUGGAAGGCCCCGUAGAGUCUAUGGUCAGUGGGGCAGGAUCAUCUGAUGGUGAAUUGUCAAGUAAAGCAGGAGACAGUCCCAGUAGGAAACGAAGGCGGAUAUGCAGACAUAUAUCAUCGGGUGAAAGUAACGUAUCAGUGCCAACGCCGACUGUCGAAAGACGGACGCCCAGACAUCAUUAUCAACCAAGACGUCGCGUACGCUACAUGAGCGGCGGCAACGGCGGUGUGUGUACACACCAGCGGCUGAUGGAGCAUACGCCACACCCUCCGCACCCACCACACCCCGCGCAUCUGCCGCACCCUGGCCCAUUGCUACUGGAUAUUAACCAGAUGUCGCUUCGUGGCGCGAGGUUAAACGCGCUCGGAGGGGGCGUGGCGUGGCCUCACCACGCUCACCCUCACCCACACCCACAUCCACACCCGCACCCGCACGCGCAUGCGCAUGCGCAUCCCCACGCGCACGCACACAGGGACCACCCGCAGCGGACUCAGAUGGGCGGAAUGUACGCGGGCCUUCAGUACCAUGGGACAUUCCCCCCGCCGCCGCCCCGCGGGCCUUUUGCCUCACCCCCGCACCCGCAUACCCACUAUAUCGCCAAUUCACAACGCGCGGAAGGUGGACGCCUAGAUGUGUUGGGUGGAGGCGAAGGCACACUGUCGCCUCUUCAAGCCACGCCUGAUCUUCAUCACGCUCCACUCUUGUUGGCUACAGAGGCCCAACGAGCUCCAAUAGAGCUGAUGGCGUCACACGCGAGGCAUGCGCUGUCUCAUCACCAUCAUCAUCGUCGCAACGGCGUAGGGCCCCAUGCGCAUGCGCAUGGCGGUGUGGGCGUAGUUGGGGCGGGAUCUCGCGGACGUCCGUACGUCCGCACCGCGCCCAGAUGGACGCCGCACCCGCAUACCGUGCAUCACAUACACGCACAGGGCGGAGGCGGUCUUGUUAACGCAUUACCUCAGUUACACGUCGCAUCGCCGUUGUCUUUGCCGCCACCACCGCCUACCUACCAGGUGUUCCUGAAUCUCCUCGCGAUGUUCCCACUCUCCCCUUACGGGGAGGCGCGGGGGGAGGACGGGGCAGACUCGCCCGAGACGGAGAACUACGAGGCGCUGCUCUCCCUCGCCGAGAGGCUGGGCGAAGCGAAGCCGAGAGGACUGGCGAGGCACGAAAUCGAUCUGCUGCCCAGCUAUAAGUACUGCGAGCAGACGCAUCAAGGCGAACAAACAUCGUGCGUGGUCUGCAUGUGCGAGUUUGAAGCUCGUCAGACGUUACGUGUGUUGCCUUGUGCGCAUGAGUUCCACGCGAAGUGCGUCGAUAAAUGGCUACGGUCGAACCGCACCUGCCCAAUAUGUCGCGGCAACGCGUCGGAAUACUUCAACAACUCCGAGUGACUCUAACGAAAGUCGCCGAGCGCGACCGAACCACCAAAUAACGAACGGUUAUAUUUUUUCAUAUCAGUGGAUUCCUAUAUUUAACGGAUGUAUUUGUUUAAUAGUGCAGUAAACGUACCGGUAUUUUGUAAACAUAGAUGAAAUAUACCGGGUGUUUUAAUACUGUUAUUAAAAUAUCGAUACCGAAAUCGAUAUUUAUGUUUAAUUUUCUUUUAAGGGCAACAUCGGCCAGUCAUAAACUAAAUAUAAACAGAGUUUUUGCAAGUUUCUUAUUCAGUCUUAAGACACCUGGUAUAUUUAAUCGGUAUUUCACAGAUCGGACUUAAUACCGGUUUAUUGUAUAAAUUGUUGUUUGAAAAACCGGAUAUAUGAUUCUAAAAAUGUCAAAUGUCUAACCAUGUGUGAGAGAGUGAAAUGUCAUUUAUGAUACGCGUUUGUCAAUUUUGUCGUGCGAAUCAACGAUUUUUAACCGUAAAACCGUUACUAACCGGUAUCAAAAUUUUGACUAAUUUUGAACCCCGCUAGAUGUCUAUUAGUUAUUAAAAUAGUUUUGAAAUUAGACAAAAUCUGAAGAAAAAAAAAUAUUUUGUAAUUUACGGUUUUCUGGACUAAUCUCGUUAAAUAGAAUUUCAACUGAAACAUACAGAUAACUUAAACGUGAAUAUCGUAAAAAACAACAUUUUUGAAAUCGCUUCAAGUUGACGCUCGAUUUUCAACAAAUUUUAUACAAAAUACUCCAAAUUUUACAAUUUACUACCGAAACGCUUGUUCUAUGAUUAGGAAAAAUCUCUCUCUCUAUCUCCAUGUAGCUACUUUCAAUCCUACGUAUUUUCUGCCGUUAUAAUGGUCGUAUCGUAACGAACUCGUUAUUGAAACGUUAACAAAUCGUAUGUACAAGACAGAACAGGCAAAAUUUGUUCAAAUACGCUAAUCUGGCAAAUAUUGUGAGGACACUUGCUUCUAUCUGCGUAUAAAUUUAAGAACACAUAAAGAGAUCUGUGGCUUGUCAGAUUUGACAGUUGAUCGUUGUGGUUCUGUCAAAGUCAUAUCGGUAAAGGAACUUCAUGGAUACACUUUGACUAGUUAAGUUUUAAAUUUUUUUUUGAAGAAUGGUUUUUAUAUUUUUCGUUUGUUUAAUUUCAUACAGUUGCCAUGGUUUCGGUUAUUUUUGUUUGUGGUUCUGUUAGUUACCGUGCGGUAGGGUUUUGGUGUAUCACAGCUUGUGUGUGGUUAUAGCGAUAGUGUAAAUAGUAGUAUAAGUUGCUUUUUUGUGGGUAGAAUUUUUUUUGUUUAUGUUUCUUCGGGUUUGUAUUCGACCAGGCCUUCGGAAUUCUUGUGUAUUAAAGUUUUUAUGGCAUAACGCAAAAAUUUUCUAAUUUGAUUAAAAUUUCAGUAUUAGGUAUCAGUUUGGUGUUGUGUUAAAUAAAUGUCAAAUUUGCAGUUUUCACCCAAAACUUUUCAAUCGUCUAAUAAUUCGUAUUCUAAAUGUAAUUCGCGAGCAAUAACUAGUUUUAAGAUUCGUACUGACAAGAAAUUCUUAAAAUUUUAAUAGUGACGUAAACUUAGCCGCGGAUAUUAUAACGGCGCAAUUUUGUAAAAUGUGUAAAUUGUCAACUUCUAAAUUAGCUAAGUCACUCGAUGUAUCGUUGUCACGUUGACAAUAUCCUAGCGAAUGAAAUUUGGACUAUGCCAAGUCAGCUGUCAGUUAUGUGUCAAUUAUGUCGCACCAGAAUGGCUCUGUCAACUGUCAGCUGUCAUUGUUAUUGAGUUGACAAAUCGUUUUAAAGAUAAAAUGUUCAUAGAUCAAGCAGACGUAAUAUGAUUUCGUAGACAUGGAAUGGUUUGAAUGAUUCAUACAAAAGUAUAAAGAAAAUCGUUCCUUAUCUAGUUCACAGAUUUGGAUAUACAGAUCUUUCGAACCGUUACAUUUCUAUGGAAAUUACCUAUAAUGUAUGUUAAAAUCGAAAGUUUUAGUUAAAGUUACUCCAGUUUUCAUAUUUCACGAAACAUUGCUUUAUUAAGACAUUUCAAAUUACAAAUAUAUUUCAAAUACGCUGACACGACAUAUAAAAUAAAAUAAUUUCCGUAUAGUUUAUGUUGUAUGAGGGUAGAAACACAGGCCGGCAACGCAUCCACUAAUGUGAGUGUCACGGUGUCAAAGAAAAAAGAAAACUUGUGUAAUUCGUUUUAAAUAUUAAAAAAAAUUUAAAAUAUCUGUUUUUGAGCGUUUGAAGUCGGCUUGUUUUUUAACAACACCGUCUUGUGCAAUAUUAGUUUGUGCAAUGGAACUUUUAGAUAUCAUUUGACCAAGUUAUCGCCAUAUUAUAUGAUUUUAAGGAAUAUUUUUUUGUUAAGUUUACUGUACUCAGUUAAAUCACCGCUCAUUACUAUAUACAGGGUGGGUUUAUAAAUCAACGUCUUAGUCGAUUAAGAAACUGUUUAUUCCAAACACUUUUUUCCUACACACAUUUUUACAGGUCUAAAAUUAAUUUAAUAUUUUUCAUGCCUGGCAACAUUCUGUCUGACCAUUCUCCCGACUUGACGUUGAUUUAUGGAUUUGUGAAAAACUUUGAAUGUGACUGACAUCGUUGUAUACUACUGUUAAAGUCUGGGAUUUCUCACACCUGGAGUUGUUCUAUUAAGGGUCUUAUGGUCCUUCAAGAAAAGAGCGUACCAAUUCCCAAAAGGCCGGCAACGCACUCGAGAGCCCUCUGGCAUUAGAGUGUCCAUGGGCGGCGUUUGACCCUGUUCGAUAAAAAAAAAGUUUAUGCUAAGUCUCGAAUGUUACCCUUGAAUUACAAAUUGACGGCACAUGAGCACUAACAGCCAAUUAAGUAAAACCAGUAGAAAACAUACGGCCCGUAAUAAUUACGAAUCGUUUUCUGUCAGGACACGAAUUCGUCAUACUACUUAAUGAUUUAUGUGUAAUAUAGGUUUAAAUUAGUUAAUUUGUUAUCGUAGUAAAUUAUAGUUUUUUUUUUUCGAUAAGAUCCUAAUUUGUUUAUUUGAUUUGUUGUAUAAUGCCCCAAGCAGACUUGCAUUCCGCACACUAUGAAAGCCGAUUACUAAAAUCUAAAGCCUAGAUCUUCAACUUCAGACCUAGAUUUGGAGUUUUGCGACGGAUCAGCAAUUCUAGAUCUAGCUAGCACGUGGAAGCCACAUUCAGUGAGCGUGGUGGAACUUGGGUUAAGGUUAUAUACAUUAAAGUUACGCGUAUAUGUAUCAAGUGUGUGUAUAUAAAACAUUUAAAGUAUGUGUUAAGAGUGAUAGGUUAAUGAAUUGCGCCUAUAUUUAACGUUCAAAUUCGUCUUCCUAACAUUGUUUUGGUCGUGUUUGCAAUGCGGCCGUUCCACGCGUUUUAUUUUUUAGUUUAAAUGUAUUCGUUAGUUUAAGUUUUUUAUGUGCCUUCUUGCGAACAAUUAUUUUUUUGUAUUUUUUCUCUUGUUUAACAGUGUUUACAGUAAAUUGUCUAUAUCGGCUCGGAAUUGAUGAUUUGAGUUGAAAUGAAAACGUCGUUUAUAGAUAAGUUAUUGUUUACUUUUUGAUUAUUGUGUUAGAUUAUUUUUAUUUCUUAACGCUGUUCAGCUAGUUAUUAAUCUGUGAUUCAGCUACUCUGUGGCAGCUGUCAAGUUUUCGUUUUGACAGCUGUCACUCGCCAGCCAAUUACCAAAGCAUGUAAUGUACAGUGCGCUCAAACGGAGUUGAUACUUUGACUCUGGAUGCGCGGCGUCCGCCUCAUUAUGCUCAGUCGUUUUUAUUUUAUUAAAUGCACUGCUACUUUAA